AUGGCUGAUCUCCCUUCCCACGAGCCUGCAAGGCGGUAUCCGGGAUGUGAGAUGUGCUCGCGGAGGAAAACCAAGUGUGAGUUUGAUCGUCCGGGUUUGCCAUGUGUGCAGUGUAUCCGGCGCAAGACGAGAUGCGUUUCCGGGGUUCCUUCGAGAAGGGAGCGAAUGACGAGGCGAGAGUCUCUCAAACGAUCCCAAUAUGUGAGAGCUCUAGAGGAGCGUUUGAGACAGACGGAAUCGUUGCUCAGGGCAGCUGGGAUCAUUGCCGACGAAGAUGGCAGUGAAAUGGCUGACCUGGCGUAUGACGAUGAAGGAGAGGAUCAAGAGGAGGAUAGCGAGGAAGGGGAUGACGACGACGACGAUGAUGACGAAAUGGAUGAUGCCAGUCAUACUAUCGAGUACCCUGAGAGCUUGGCCAGCACGGGGCUGUCAACUCGUUCGUCCACGGCACCAGAGUCUACAGACAGGCGCCCGUCCGAAACAGACGAAAUGUCUAUCUCUAUCUUCAAGAUGGAUGGGAGGAAGUCGGAGGAAGACCGAUAUAUCGGCCGAGCAUCUUCCCUGUCCAUUUUAUCGCAGAGAGGCAUCGAAUGGAUCAAAUCCAAAACCGGAGACACUAGCUUCCUUAAGCUGCUCCAUACCGAAUCCUCCCAUGAUAGUCCCUGGGAUUACUGGCGUCCAGACGUUUUCCACGACCUCUUCGCCUCCAAGGUGUUCAAACCCCUGCCCCCACGGGCAGAAGUGUUUGCCCUCUUGAGCGAUUACUUUCGGACCGUCAACCGCCUGUUUCCCCUCUAUCACGAGGCCUCGUUCAUGCGCUUGGUCGAGUGGCAGUACACUCAACAGACGUGCGACGACGCCGCUCGCUGGGCCAGCAUCAAUAUCAUCAUCUCGCUGGCUUACGAGUACCGUUUUUCCAACAGUCUCAAGCCGGAACGAGAUAAGGAGAGAGCAUGGAUGUACUUCAAGAACUCUCUGUCGGUCUUUUCAGAACUUGCCUUACGAAGGACCGAUCUGUUGAGUAUCCAGGCUCUUCUAGGAAUGGCUCUCUUUCUACGAGGAAAUUCGGGCACACAAUCCGUCCUACCCCUUGUGACGGCAGCUAUGCGAUCCUGCCAGAGAUUAGGCCUGCACCGGAAUGUUCCACGGUCAAACUUGUCUGCCGCAGAGCGAGAACAGAGGAAGAGGGUGUUUUGGAUUGCUUACAUUCUGGACCAAGGCACGUGCAUUCGUUCAGGAAGUGCCCCGUCUCAACACGCCGACGACAUCGAUAUCGGUUUUCCUGAAAGCAUCGAAGACGAUACCACAAGCCCCCAUCCCUGCAAUAUCUCCUUCUUCAGUCAGCUUUCCCAUCUGUCCUGGAUUAGGAGCCGGAUUUACGGUCGGCUCUACUCCACCAGAUCGCUGGACCAAAUGCCAGAAGAAGCCUGCGCGACGGUUGUUGAACUGAGCCGUGAGCUGGAAGAAUGGCGGCGUGACCACCCGUUCGAAAUGCACGUCAAGCAGCGACCAUCAGGAAAGGACUUUCUCCUGGGAUUCGCCUCCAUUGGCAUCCAACUGGUGUACUACAAUGCCCUGAUCAUGGUCAACCGCUUCCCGUCGCUCUUAUGUUUGUGUUACCGCUCCGAUCCGAUGAACGCCAGCUCGAUGAGACAUAUCACUCCUCAGCUCGCAAAGCAGACGUCCACCUCGACUGCCAUCUGCAUGCAGGCCGCUCGAGAUACCCUGGCCCUCGUGAACAGCAUGCCAUGGGGGGACAUUGCGUGGAUUUGGUCUCUCCUCUACUAUGUCUUCCACGCCGUGAUGACUUUAUUCAUCAACUUGUUGCGUGACAGUAAACACCCCAAGGCGUGGGACGACCUCCAACUCCUCAACAUGGCGGCAACCUUCUUUUCCACCCUCAUGCCCGCCGAUGGCCCUCAUAACCAUGUCAGGUUCAUGACCAAGAUGAGCUUGAACUUCGAACGGAUCGCCAGGUCCAUCGUCGAGAAGGAGGGCAAAGAGAUCAAGAGUCGGGACCACGAAUCCGUCCCUGUUGCAUCCGCCAAGCGAUCGCCUACCACCACCAUUGCUACACACCCGCCGCCUCUCUCAAAAACCAUCUCACCCUCGCCACCUCUUCAUCCUCCACAGACCGCAAUACCAGCCCGUCCCGCCGAUACCACUACCCCCCCAGACCACAUCCAAAUCCCCCCGCACAUAGAGGGACUCCCUCGCAUCAACUCCGUCGGCUACGUCGUGCCCGAAAGUCCCAUCAGCUCCGAAGGCCAUCCAUCGCCUAUUUCUCACCCACCAUCCAACAACAACAACAACAACAACAACAACAACAACGCCUUCAUGCUCGGCGCGCCCCAUAUCCUCCCGACCACAAACACAGGCAAUAAUAAUAUCAACAACAGCAGGAUUCCCAUUUCCGCUCCUCCCCUCGAGUACGGCCUCCCCUUCUUCGCGGAUAACGUCGUUCCAGACUUCUGGGCCAUCCCCGCUCCAGCCGACGACUUCCUCAACAUAUCCUCCUCCUCUUCCUCCUCCUAUCAUCCACACUCGCACGGCUUACACGGAACCCCUAUCAAUACCAAUGAACAUAUGCAACCAUCCUUCCACCACCAGCCGAAUAUCAAUAACAUCCCCCUUCACAACCCUGCCGCCCCAUCGACAUCUUAUACAGAUAUGCCCAUGGAUCCAAACCCAGGCGCUGGUCCGUUCUGGGCUCAGGGGUUUUUGAAUUUCUUCUAG
Molecule: messenger RNA, 2736 nt
Organism: Penicilliopsis zonata CBS 506.65
Lineage: Eukaryota; Fungi; Ascomycota; Eurotiomycetes; Eurotiales; Aspergillaceae
Exons: 7
Coding region: 1-2736 (911 amino acids)
Biological process (GO): DNA-templated transcription; regulation of DNA-templated transcription
Molecular function (GO): DNA binding; DNA-binding transcription factor activity, RNA polymerase II-specific; zinc ion binding
Source: RefSeq, a predicted model, not a curated record